GCAGUAGAAAGUUUACACUUGUGGAAAGUAGAGGUAAACAUUGCGAAGUGAAAUGUUUCUGACUUGAACGGCAUGAUUAAAAUAUGUUAUAGUGUUUUGCCAUCAAUAUUUUGGACACUAAUUUUACUGUGACAUGAUAAAUUGUGGAAUAUGAUAAGCAGACAAGUGUUUAAAUCGUGUUCAGAUUACGGAUGUUUUCGUGACGAAAAAGAAAUUUUGCCGGGUACUUAGUUGGCACAGGGCCAAUGACAUUUGCUCACUUCCCUGAUUAUGCAUUAAGCAGAAUAACCAACAUUUACGAACAUUAUAUAUAGAAAUUGCAAACUCGUAAAAAAUGACAUGAUACGGAGUGCAUAUUUUCGAACUCUUUCUCGUUUCGAGAAGAGGUCAUAAUGUUGAUAGAGAAUAUGGCUUCUGCAAAACCCAGCUUGCGGAGAUCCCGGACCAUUGCGGAGGGGGACUACGUCCCUUCAGGGGCAGAGGAAAAAGAAAAUUCUCCGGAAACUUUUCAUCCGACCUCAUCAAAAUCAUUCCAGGCCCUGACACAUGCAGUAUCUGCCUUGACAAGGCUAGAUGAUUUCAUUUUGGAAAAGGUUGGACAGGGAUUCUUUGCUGAAGUCUUCAAGGUCACUCACAAGUCAACUGGUCAGGUGAUGGCAUUAAAAAUGAACAUUAACUCCAGCAACCGCUACAGCAUGCUUCAGGAGAUCCAGCUCAUGAAUCGCUUGUCCAACUCCAACAUCUUAAGAUUUCUAGGAGUGUGUGUACACGAGGGACAGCUACAUGCUCUGACUGAAUUUAUGAAUGGAGGAAGCUUAGACCGACUGAUUACUGAUGAGAAGGUUGAGAUGCCAUGGACUUUGCGGAUAAAUCUGUCAUCUGAUAUCGCCAGAGGAAUGAAGUACUUACAUUGCAGAGGAAUAUUUCAUAGGGAUCUUACGUCAAAGAACAUACUGCUACGAGUGGAGGGGGUUGUGUACACUGCUGUAGUGUCAGAUUUUGGGCUGGCAGCAAAAAUUCCAGAUCCUUUAGACAAGAGGACAAAGCUGCCCAUUGUAGGGUCUCCAUAUUGGAUGGCUCCAGAAGCCCUGAAUGGUCUCUGGUAUGGACCACAGGCUGAUGUGUUUUCAUUUGGAAUAAUUAUGUGUGAGAUAACAGCCAGAAUUGAUGCAGACCCAGACUACAUGCCUAGAACAGCAAGUUUUGGUGUAGACUACAUUGCAUUCUGUGGGAAAGUGGAGUACUGUCCCCUAGACUUUCUCAGGCUGGCCUUUACCUGUUGUCAGAUUGAGCCUACGAAGAGGCCCACAUUUUCGGACAUAGUGACAUCAUUGGAAAAAAUUAAGAAACUAUUGGAGGAGGAUCAUGAGGAUAAAAAGAUGAGGAAAAGAAAAGAUUCAGGACGCCAUGGUCACAAGAGGUCAUUGUCUGCUGACAACAUCUUGGCAACAUCACCGGAUGACAUUUCCCCCAUGACCCCACAAGUUGUAGGGGAGGUGAUGAGUAAAGAUGAUCCCUUCUACUCUCCAGUUGGGGGCAAUCCCUUUGCUGCUUAUGAGUCCUAUGGUGGCAAGAUCCUGGGAUAUUCCAGGAAUGGCAAGGAUUCCUAUAGUUAUGAACUUCCUUCCCCUUCUAUCCCCCACACCCCUCCUUGUACCCCAGUUAUGACUCCAGAUGGAACACUUACCAAGAGAAAACACAGGCAAAUCCAGCAGACACAGUCUCUCCCCUCCUCCCCAGUUUUAUUAAGAAAGGCAGCAGAACAAUUUCAUCAAGAGUCUUUGCAUGGAUCUAACUGUCAGCGAAAUUUUUCCUUGAAUAAUAAAAGAUAUUCCCUUCAUUUUCCGAAAUCCAAAAGUGCUAGUGUGCUACCAGAAUCUUUGGUUCAUCGAUUACAGUGUGAACUUAACAGUGAAGACCCACUUAAAUCCGGAAGCAAAGAUCAAAGAUCUAAAAAAUAUUAUGUGCAUCGACAACUCAGUGCAGACACUUGCCGUGAUAGUCCUGAUAUGGAUGGCAUCUCUAGUUUGACAAAUGGAAUUGGAAACGGUGGAAAUGGAAAGACUGUGUAUCAAAAUGAAGUGAGGGAUUAUCGACUAUCUAGAAGUUCCACAGACUCGUAUACUUCCAUUGAAGAACAGGUGGUGGAUCCAGGAAAUCCAAAAGUAACAGUCAUCACAGAGACACACUCGGAGGAAUCACAAACAUCUGGCAGUUCUGGUGGUGCAAUACUAGAAACACACUUAUAGUUUUGUUGUUCUGUCCUUUUUGUUGAUGAGAGCUACUUAAUUUUAUAUACAUGUAUUACAAUCUGUUUUGUUUGUGCCUUUGUGGCUUUUACAAUGACAUUAUUAUUAUUAUUUUUUUCGUUUUUGAACAUUUGACAUUUCUGACAUUAUAUGUAUUAUCAUCUUCAGAAUCAUUAUCAAACUGUGAUAUGUUAGAAGGCUGACAAGUUUGACUGUACUGUUACACUUCCUGAUAUGUUCCUUCUGUAGCUAAGAAAGAUGUUGAUAUAAAAUGUAUGGAGUUCACCUGGAUUGAACAAAGAAUAAUCUUAUAUAAUAAUAAAAAAAAUCAUAUGUACAAAGCUGACUGUAAAGGGCAUUUCAGGAAAUGUUAAGGAUGUUGAUUGUCUUUGUUGUUGACAUGCAUUACUGAACAGUUUCUUGUAAAGCAAAGAAAUAUUUUUUUACUGGAGUUACGUGUUAUGAAAAAAACCCAACAACAAUGCAAUAGUUGUAUUGUCUCUUGUUAAAAUGUAUUUAAUCUCUCAUGACUUUGAUAUAUUGAUAAGUAGCAUAACUAUGCAUACACAUGUACAACAUCUUGUUUUUUAAUUGAUAACAACCUGUAUUCCAAUUCUCCAUUACUCUGUUGUAUUAUACAUGUAUGUAGUGUACAUAAUUUCAAUCUCUUGAACUUUUUUGUGUCACCUUCAAAUUUAUGGACUGGCUUUCGUUAUAAAUUUAAGUGAAACCUGUUGAUAAAUAUUUUACCAGAUUAUACUAAUAUACUGUGAAAUCACAACUCAUUUUCACAGGGACUAAUGAGGACAAACAUAAGAAUGACAACUCUUUAAUCAAGCAUCUUUGAAUAUGUUGGUUUUCUCUAACCACUGAUAUUUGACUGAAGGAAAAUAGAUUUUAAGGAUAUUGAAAUUAUAAUGCACAACUUUUGUCGAUUUCCUUUUUUUUUUAACAUGCUGAUUGUCUUCCUUUGUUUGAUGUGUAGUUAACCAUGUGAAUGUCAAACUGUCUACCUCCUUAUUGCAAUGUUACUCCCUCAAAAUUAAAAAUCAAUCAUACAGUGCAAUUACACACACAGCAUGGCUAUAUCCUGGAAGGGCCUGUUCCAUUAUUUGAUUACAUUUUAUCAUUUUUCUGUCUAUUCUCUGCUAACCAGGGAGAAGACAAUAACUUUUUCUAUGUAUUAUAUUAUUUAGGAGUUUAUACAUUAAAACCAAGUGUGGUGUAAUAUAUACACUUUUAAUCUAUUAUGUUUAUUUAUGACACCUCAGAAAAUUUUAUAUCUAUAUAAAUGUAAAUACUUUGAAAGAUGAAUGAUUUUCAAAUUCAAUUGUGUGUAAGUUAUUUUCUAGUCUCAUAGGAAAAGGGUUCAUUGAAAUUUUAUGUUCAAUUAUUUUUUAUUAAUGAAAUACAAAUCAGAAUAGAAACUUAAGAGUGAUAUUUUGAUAUUAUUUCCCUACUUUCAUUCAGUAUCAUUAAAGUCCUCUUCAAUAUAUGUCUUGAGAACAAAAACAUUUUUACUCCAAUGCAUUGUCCAAUAUGCAAUUAAUAUGUUUCUAUUAUCUAGUACUUUGGUCAUGUAGCAUGGCUUUUUAAAUGCGAAUUAUAAUUUAUUGUAUAUCAAAAUAAAGAACUGGACUAUCAAUCCUUUUAUACAGGUAUCUUUUUGUGCUUCUUAAUGUGUUUGAACUAUUUAAGAUUUUUUUUUUAUUGUUUAUUGUAUAAAGUGCAUUAACAUGAUGUAUUAAUUUUUGUUUAAGACUAAGCAGUUUGUGUUCAUAUUUAAACAUGGUAUGAUGUACCGGUAAUAAAGAUGAGGGAUAGGCAAGUGGUAUGAAACAAAAUAGGUUCUUUGGUCCUUUUCACAUUCUUAAGACAAAGAUCAAACUUCAAAAAUGCUGUAAUUUUUCUGAAAGAGCACAUGAAGUACAUCCAUAGUGGAUAAUGCUUACUCUAAUACCUACGACCUUUUCAAUGAAGGGCAAAUGAAUUUGUUUUUAAUCUUUAGUCAUGGUAUGUUUUGUAAAUGGGCAACUGGUUACGUAAGAGUUAAAAACUAUGUUUAUGGUUGAUAGCACAUAUAUAAGUGUUUUCAUGGUAUAUAUACUAGAUUUCAUCGCCUACUUGAAUACAUGUAGGUCUAGUCAUUUCUAGUGUCGGUAAGAUGUAUUUGUCCUGUAUUUCAGAUUUAAACAAAAUACAUGUAUUAGUUGUGAAAUUUAUCAUUGUCAGAAAUCGACUUCAAAAAUUCUCCCUGUAAAUAGAAUUAUAUUUAUAUAUUUUCUUGCAUGUCUUUCAGUCUAUCUUCUUUUUUUUUUUUUUGAAUGUAAAUAAUUGACAAACUAUGGAAAGCAAUGCAUCUGAAUUAGACAAGUUGCACUCAUUUUAAGUUGCAUUGUAUUGCUGUAAUUCCAUUUUGCAAGUCUUUCUCCCCAUACAUUCCAUUUUGUCAUUGUUUAUUUUGAGUACAUCUGUAGAUUAUAAAAUGAGCAAAUGUCUAGAAGAUCAUUUCUAGUGUAUCAUUGAUUAAAAUAUUCAUGAAAUAAUUAUGCCAUCCCAAAAAAGAAGUCUGUUAUUCAUUGAUCUGAAAAGACAUUUACUGUUGUAGAUAAUCAUAACUGGAAUUUUUCUGAAUUCUGAAUAGGAUAACUAAUUGUAUUGUCUAAUAAGUGUAUUAGAAUAAGAUAUGAUAUUAUUAGGUCACCUGAGUCACUUGGGUAACCUAUUGCUAUUGGUCUAUAUCCGUCGUCGUAUGUUUUGCAAUAACAAUUGAAAAUUUUCAAUUUCUUCUUGGUAACUGCCCUUCCAAUUCUUUUCAAAUUUGGUAUGAAGCAUUUUUUGGACAUGGGGGACAUAAAUUUCAGGACUUCUGCAUCCAUGGGGUCUUAAAGCAGAACAAACACUGCCAAAAUUGACCAACAUCUCUGUAACUGCACAUAUGUUAGGAAAUCUAAAUCCAUAGUCAUGUAAAGCAGGAAUGCCUCUACCAAAAAUUGUAAAUUUCAUGAUCCCCAGAGUAGAGGUUCUGAUGCCAGGAUGGGACCAAACCUAACAUAUAACUGUGUUUAUAUGUAAAACAUCUAAAUAUCAUCUUUUUUAAUGUUGUUGAUAUCAAAUUCAAAUUAAAUGGAUAUUAAAAAGGUAACCCUUUAACAAAAUUGUAAAUGGUAAAAUGACCCAUAGGUAGGCAUUUGGUACCAGAGUAGGGGCCAAGGUCAUAUUGAUUAAAUGCAUGUUAACAAUUGAACAUUUUUAACUUCAUUUUGAUAACUGCCCUUCCAAUUCUUUUCAAAUUUGGUAUGAAGCAUCUUUGAAACAAGGGAUAUGAAUUUCAGGACUCCUGCACCCCAGGGGCUUUAGGGAUGAGACAAAAAAUCUUCUCUACAACCUCACAUCUGUAAGAAAAACUCUAUGCAUAGUCAUGUAGAGCAAGAAGGCCUCUACCUAAAUUGUAAAGAAGCAGGUACAGUUUCUACAGUCAUCUAGCCCAGAAAAUUGAUGAUUUCAAUAGGAGUCCCAAAAUCUGCCAUUCCAAAAGAGAAUAUAUAAGAAAACCCAAACUACAUUUGAUUUCAUCCAAAAUUGCUUCGUGUUGUAAUGACAAGAGCGUGAAGUUGGCAUAAAAAUGCCAAAAUCAAUGAAAAAAUUCAUAAAUUCAGGGGGUUUUCUUUUCAGAAAACAUGCAGCCCAUGCGUCGAGCAAAUUCAUAUUCAUAUAUUUUUUAUCGUCUAUUAAUAAACAAUAUAUAUUAAUUUCAUUUUGCUCGACAGAUGGGCAGACCUUUUCCUAGGCAAUAAUCUGGAUGAAAUUUAGUUCAGUUAUUACGCUUUGUUUGAAAAAGGGUGGGGAAAAGUCUUAUUCAUGAUGUAAUAAUGCUAUCAAGUAAGCAAUAACUUUGAUUUAAGUUGAGAUAGUAUACUUGGCAUAUAUUUAACUUACUGUAAACACGGAUCAAGCUUAAUUCAAGACACAUUUAAAACAGAAAUUUUUUGGGCCUUUUUAUAUACACAAUCGUACCUUGUUCUUUCAUGAUCCUUGGGGUAAAGGUUCUAACUCCAGGGUGGGGCUAAACUUAGCAUUUCAUAGUUUUUAUGAAUUGCAUCUUCUUUCUUUAGUGCUUUUGAUACUAAAUAGAAACUGAGUGGAUAUUUUAUUGGAGUAGGUAGCCAUUUAUCAUGAUUGUAAAGAUGAUCCCAGUGGUAGAGGUUUUGGUACUACAUAGGGUGGGGCCAGAGUGGUCAUAGUGAUCAUUAUCAUUUGAAAGAUUUCUCCUUUUUUAGUUGAUACUGUAUAAAAACUUGUUGCAUAUUCAGGAAAAGCAGAAAGGGAUGAAUCCAAAUUUUGAAUUUCUCAACCAUAGGCUCUAGGGCAAAAUAUUUACAUAGCGUUAAUGUAACAUAUAUUAUGUAAAGUCUUUUAUCAGUAUGGACACUUUUGGAGGCAUUUGUGUUUUUUAAAAGAAUGCAUCUUGUUUUAUAUUGCUGUUGAUAUCUGAAUUUAGUUUAGAUAUGCAGAACAGGAAAAUUAUUACUGAUUCUAUAUCCCUUUGGGCUAGUGAUAGUUUUAACUAAUACUCAGAUGACCCAUAAGGCCUGUGGGCCUCUUGUUUAAGAUUGUGCUGAAGGCAAAUUUAUAAGAAAUAUAUCCAUACUAACCAUCUGUUUUGCUGUUUCUGUAUGUGUUCACACUGUUCCUCUGUUAUAUUUUUUACUCUCGAUGUGUAUCUGGAAAUUUAUACAGUAUUUAUAUUAUUAGAUUACACAUGAAUAUAUGUAGGUAAAUUUGUUUGUGUACUUGGAAAUAUAUAGAUGUUUAGGUAGGUCACUCAUCAAUGCAAUUUCUUAAUAAGGAGGAAUAACACACCUGAGAAAUCUGAUAUGGAUGAAAAAAAGGAGGAUAUGUACAAUAAUACAAUUUUUUUUAAAUUGAAAAAUUUCCAAUUUUCCUUAUUUAGUUUUAAAAAUACAAUUUUAGAAGAAAGUAAUCUGGGGGGAAAAAUAAUAAAAUCCCUGCUAGACUCGGACUCACAAUCUACAGAUCAGUAGUUGACAUGUUAAACUACUGAACUACCUAGCUGGGGGGGGGGGGGCAGAUUUGAUAUGAAUGUAUUACAAGUAUUGCUUAUAUUUUCAUUCAUGUUAGAAAAGGAAGUCAGCCAUUAUGACAAUGUUAUUCCUUGAUCCUUAAGAAAUUUGCAACAUAAUAUGUAAAUGAUAACUUAAUAUCGAUGCAUAAAUACAAAUACUUAAACAGUCAUGACAAGAAGUGAGAGGUAUUGUGCUUUUUGUUGUGAUUGAUAUUAUUCUCUAAAAGAAAAGUCACAAAUAUCACUGGUGUUUCAUGAAAAUAAACCCACACUAUCAAGAAUAUGGUGCUGUAAAGGGUUAAGUAGAUGCUUUAGAAGUCCUAUUUGAUAUUUGCCUCAAGUCAGAGGAGUGACCUCCCUGAAGGGUUUUAGUUAUUAAUAAGUUUUUCAAAAAUAUUUAUCGUAUGUGUUGUAAUAAUAUUCUAAGUUGACAGAAAAAUUACAAACACAAUCUCUCCUCGCCCCAGAUUGAUGCGCAUAAUUGUGAAGUUGUCUAUAUGUAUUAUGACUUAUCCACACCCUACUAAUUUGGCUGCAUUCAGAAUUGUAAGUAGCAUCCAAAGGUUUUUUGUUUUUUACAUAUAAUUUCAUUUUGUAUUAUAUGGGCAUUCUAAUUAUUGUUAAAUCGUGCUUAAUAUUUUUACCUACACAAUGACAGCCUGCUCAAUUUUGAAUUCACUGGAUAGAAUUAAUCAAUGGGUAAGUUUAUGUAGAACAUUAUAAUGUUCCUUCCCACUUGGUCAACUUUACCAGUCAAAGUGGGUUUAGGAUCACUGAUGCCAUAAUUGAUGUCUCUAAAGUGAUGAAUUCUUUGGAAUAGAAAUGAUCUGUUUUUGUGUGUAUGAAACAUUGUUAGGAGUUUUCUUAAUAUACGCUCCAAGAUCUUAAUCUCUAAACUGAUCACCACUGCAAUAACAUCACCCUUGUUAUUUUCAGAACUAGUAUCUAUAAUGUAAUCAUGUGUUCAGUACACAAUGCCAAAUUGAUUGUUAAUUUUGUGUAUAAGACUUUGAAAAAUGAUCACUUAAUAACUGUUGUUUUUAAUAAAGUUUAUUAAAGGUA
Messenger RNA from Ostrea edulis (European flat oyster), 8397 nucleotides. Its product is annotated as dual specificity testis-specific protein kinase 2-like. Lineage: Eukaryota; Metazoa; Mollusca; Bivalvia; Ostreida; Ostreidae. Gene Ontology annotation, molecular function: ATP binding; protein serine/threonine kinase activity. The record is from RefSeq and is a predicted model, not a curated record. The coding region runs from base 393 to 2249 and encodes 618 amino acids. Gene Ontology annotation, cellular component: nucleus; cytoplasm. The transcript is spliced from 10 exons. Gene Ontology annotation, biological process: protein phosphorylation; actin cytoskeleton organization.